AUGCCACAAGGACUGAAAAACUCAACAUCUGCUUUUCAACGUAUUAUGUACGAUUUAUUAGUCAAUACACCAUGGGAUUAUUGUCUUGCGUACAUUAAUAUUGUUAUAAUAUUCUCACAAACACUUGAACAGCAUUUAAAUCGUUUGACAAAAAAAGACACCAAUGUUCUGCAGAAAAUUCAAGAAAGUCGAACAUUAAUAAAAACAACUAUUGAGGCUAUUGAACGGAUUAAAAGCACAAAGUGGGGAAUACGACAAAAGAUUGGCAUCACUGCUGAAAGACUUCAUGCAAUGACGUUCAAUCUGGAUUUCAUCACAAAAGAUUCACCCAUUAGAGCUUCUCUGGCCAAAUAUGCUGAUUCAGCUAACGAUAUAAUAUUGAAAGAUACAUCUGGAAACGAUAAAAAUAGUUUAUCUACCGUGCAACUAAAGUAUGGUAGCGAGACUAAUGUAAAAAUGCUCGGAAGUCCUAAGUAUAGUCAAGUGAAUCAAAAGGUUGCUCCUAAAGGUAUGAGUGGCGGGAAAUGGAGCGAAAAUAUCAAAUAUGACGGUAUCAGUAGUAAACCAUUCGAUAAUGAAGAGGUUCAGAAGUUCCUUUCAAAUACAGAACGAUCUUUUAACAAGUUCCGUAUGGACAUAGGAUCAACAGCUGUGAAGGCGGCUUUGACAAGUGGAUUAGUGAAUGCAGGUAUAUCUCUGGUGUUCAGUGAUUCUAUUUUAACGGCUAUAAGAAACCGUAAGAUUACUCAGGAAGAACUGAUGACAGCAGCUAAAACCGCAGCUGUGCACGGAGUGUCAGGUGCGAUUCAAGAAUUUAGUGAUAUAACAGGCAUUGAAGCCACUUUUGUUUUCCGACGUGAAGAUGAUCAAUUUUAUGUCGACGGACCAGACGAUGAUGUUAACGCGAGUGUGGAAGUGCUAAUAACAAAAAACGAAAAAAAAAAUAUCGGCACGCAGUAUCAGAUUUUCGAUUGUAAAAUGGUCAAUAAAUGUAUCAUGUGCAGUCUACGAAAAGCCAAUGAAAUUCUAGCUUGCACAUCCAAUAAAUGUAUUAGUUUCGUUCAUACAAAAUGUAUUGGUAUUACUGAAGUGAAAGCCAAAGCACUUGAUUGUAUUAUGUGGCGUUGUCCGCAACAUCGUAAAUGA
This is a messenger RNA of Didymodactylos carnosus, 1146 nucleotides long. The record is from the annotation of a GenBank genome assembly. NCBI's taxonomy places the organism in Eukaryota, Metazoa, Rotifera, Eurotatoria, Philodinida, Philodinidae.